AUGACUAAAGAAUGUAUGCGUAGUAAUGCAUGCCAGGUGGCUGCCCUAGAAGAAAAAUGUACUACUUUAGUGGUAAGCAAGAUUAACCGCUGGAGGUCACAGAAAGGAAAAAAGCCAGUGCCUGUAAGUAAAGUGCGAGCAAUGGUUGCAAACCCCAUAUGGGAUCCUGAAGCACCGCUACAGUCAUCUGAUGAUGAGUAUGUAUCCUUUUCUGAUGAUGAUAAUGAUGUGGACAGGCGACAAGCCCGUCCUAUCAUUACACAGCAGCGGAAAAGGAGACUACAAGAUAGAGCGCGUGGUUUGAGAAAUGGUGUACAUGAAGAGAUGAAUGAAGUGGUAAAAAGUUACACACAAACAGAGCUCAUGGAGCUGGCAAAGGUGUAUAAGCAUGAAGUUGGUGAAAAUGUGGGAGAAUGGUUAUUGCGCAUGUGGGAUGGAGGAGCUGACAGUGUGCAGUUGAAUGCAAGGGAAGCAUUAUGUAUGGGGCAGCUGACGCUGCAUCCACAGCUCAUGCAGGUAUUACGGAGGGUGAGGGAGAUUGGAGGUAAUUUUUCAUUAUUUGAUAUGGUGCGGCAUGCCAUAAUUGUGGCCUUCCCAUCUAGCAGUGACAUUGAGCCCAUUUCACCCUGGUCAAAACCGAGGGAUGCUAUUACCCGCAUUAGAGUUAUGGGUUGUGUGGUGGGAUUAAACAAGGAUAACUGGGAAGGUCCAGACAUGGAGGAAUUCACAGCCAGCAUGCGGUCUCGGUUUUUAAAAAGUGCACCCCAGGAAAUGAAGGCAUCUUUAUUGUCUUUGCUGGGCAGUUUGGGGAAUAAUGUAAAGGUACAUCAGCUCACCACUUAUUUAGCUGAAAUUGGAGAAUUAGAGUCAGAAUCUAACCCUAGGAAAGGUGUGUUUGCCGCUAACAGGACGAGGGAGGAGAUGGUGGAACCAAUAGAGGGAGAAAAGCAGGGAAAGUUUAGGAAUAAAACAAGGCUGAGAGUUAAUCGUUUUCAAAUGUGGAAUGAUUUGAUUGAGGCUGGUGUACCUAGAGAACAAAUUAAUGGAAUUUCAACACCUGCCAUGUUUGAAAAAUGGUUAAAUCUAAAAAAGGGUCUAAUAAAAAGGUACAGGUACAUUUGGCAUGCAAGGAUCAGGCAGACAAUACCAUGCCCUCUGCCCCAUUUGUCCCAAAGUCUCCUCCCCCUAGUUAUUUAAAAAACACUCCUCUCAUGCCUACAGACACAGCUCCUCUGUCCAUACCUCUAUUCCAACAUUGUGCUCCUUAUGCUGUGCCCCCACCCUCACUUCAAGCCCAAGAUAA
Molecule: messenger RNA, 1303 nt
Organism: Pelobates cultripes (western spadefoot toad)
Lineage: Eukaryota; Metazoa; Chordata; Amphibia; Anura; Pelobatidae
Source: the annotation of a GenBank genome assembly